CAGAGUUGGUUUUUCUUAGCUCGGAGGGACCUGCCUUGCACAGAUUGGGGGUUACUCUGCAGUGUUCUUAUUUUUUUAUUGUUUGUUUUUCCACAUCGUGCUUAUAAACAUCCUAGAAUUUUCUUUAGAGUUUAUUCCAUACGAUAAAAACUUAGGGCAGUUUUUCGUUUUCAGCUCAUAUGUCAUUUGUAUUUAAGUUUGACUUUAUUCAGUUUCUCCUAAUUUCAGAACGUCUGCAUGAAAAGUUUCAUGGGAAAGGAAAACUGUAGAGCGUUGAGCGUUGUGGAUAAAUCGACGUAAUAGCGAGCAUCCCGUCGAUAUGUUGUUUUUACUAGAAAACCAGGUCAGUGUCAUUGUUUGGACAGACUCAUCCUCCUCCGAACUGAUGCAGCUCGGUCUCACGGUUCUCUACACGGUUUUGUAUUCGCUGCUCUUCGUGUUUGUUUACCUGCAGCUCUGGUUGAUUCUGCACUACGGACACAAGCGCUUCAGCUACCAGAGUGUUUUUCUCUUUCUGUGUUUGCUCUGGUCGGCUUUGCGGACGACUCUCUUCUCUUUCUACUUUAAAAAUGUUGUUCAAGCAAACCAACUCCAGCCUUUGCUGUUCUGGCUCCUGUAUUGUUUUCCGGUCUGCCUCCAGUUCUUCACCCUGUGUCUGCUCAACCUUUAUUUUGCUCAGGUGAUUUUCAAAGCCAAAGCGAAAUAUUCCCCGGAACUCAACAAGUACAAGGUGCCCCUGUGUCUAGGAUUUCUGCUGGCUAGUGUUUUUUUCCUGGUGGUGAAUGUGACGUGUGCCAUGCUGGUUCAGGGAGAUGUGGAUGAGAGUCAGGUGAAGGAUGCCGUUCUGGCACGAGUGCUGGUUAACGACAGCCUCUUUGUGCUCUGUGCGAUCUCUCUCGCCAUCUGCAUCUUCAAGAUCGCUAAGAUGUCUUCUGCUAAUGUCUAUCUCGAGUCAAAGGGGACAUCGGUAUGCCAGGCCACAGCCAUUGGGGCAGUAGUUAUCCUCCUCUACACCUCCAGAGCCUGUUACAACCUGGUUGUGGUGGCUCUUUCUCCUGAAGAUCGGCCCAGCUCGUUUAAUUAUGGCUGGUACAAUGUGUCUGACCAGGCGGAUGCAGAGAAGAUCAAUGGGGAAGCCUAUGUGGUCUUUGGGAUCAUCCUGUUCUUUUGGGAGUUGCUGCCCACCAGUCUGGUGGUGGUGUUCUUCAGAGUGCAACGGGCCAAUCAGAACCUGACACCGGGUGGCAUGAUCAACAGUCACAGCUUUAGUUCCAGGGCGUAUUUCUUUGACAACCCACGUCGCUAUGAUAGUGAUGAUGAUCUGUCUAGAAACACAACUUCCCGAGGAGAAAGAUGCAGCAGUAUCCUGUCGUCCACACCGCAGACGGGCCCAAGUUGGUACGGCACGAUCCAGAGGAACGGCAGCCUAACGGCGAUCCCUCACCUGCUGAAUGGCCCCCAAACAUCAACUGCCCCUCUUCUCUUUGCAAACAGCAACAUUCAGACCAACCAACACCACAAUUACUAUUCCACCCCCCAAAACUACUACUCAACCUCCCAGACACACUACUCCACCCCUCAGAACUAAAGCUGAUCCUUCUGUGGAACGAUCUAAUCUGAGGUUUGGCUCAGCAAGGACAUGGAGCAAUGCUUUAUGGUCGCCUUCCCCCUCAGUCAAUUUAUCUGCCCACAUUGAUGCGGCAGGAAUUUAAAGGGACCAUAAGGUGAUGGGAGGGGGGUGGUGGUUCCAUGUGUUCUAAUUUCUGAAAACCAUCCAUCCAAUCACCCAACAUUGGUGCAAUGAACUCCUCCGAGCCUUCAGCACAUGGACUCCCCUCUGUGAGUUGGGAUGUGCUUUUUGCACUUAUUCUGAUCAGUUGGAGUAGUUGUAGUAUGCUUUUUAUAUUCCAUCAUUUUGGAGAAAGAGCACGACAGCUUAGUCCAUCCGAGACGAUCA
Molecule: messenger RNA, 1957 nt
Organism: Carassius carassius (crucian carp)
Lineage: Eukaryota; Metazoa; Chordata; Actinopteri; Cypriniformes; Cyprinidae
Gene: gpr137c
Product: G protein-coupled receptor 137c
Exons: 7
Coding region: 320-1588 (422 amino acids)
Biological process (GO): positive regulation of TORC1 signaling
Cellular component (GO): lysosomal membrane
Source: RefSeq, a predicted model, not a curated record